This is a messenger RNA of Calliphora vicina (urban bluebottle blowfly), 3512 nucleotides long. It is a transcript of the gene Hs3st-A, whose product is annotated as Heparan sulfate 3-O sulfotransferase-A. Bases 271 to 2076 code for a protein of 601 amino acids. Gene Ontology annotation, molecular function: [heparan sulfate]-glucosamine 3-sulfotransferase activity. Lineage: Eukaryota; Metazoa; Arthropoda; Insecta; Diptera; Calliphoridae. The transcript has 6 exons. The record is from RefSeq and is a predicted model, not a curated record.
AAGACGUAUUUUUUUAACAAGUGCAGUGGCAGUGCUUUAUUUUUUUCAAUACUACCUUAUCAAAACAAAAAACGCAUAGUUUUCAAUACUAAUUGUGCUUAGUGAAAACAAUAACAAAUAAUAGAAAUAAUUUCAAAACAAUGACACUGUUAAUCCCUCAAAGAAUUUAAUUCAUUUAAUUUAUUUGCUUUAAGUAUUAUCAAUAAUAAUAAAAAACAAUAACAAAUUUCAAAACAAAAUAAAAAAAGUAAUGAAAACAAAUCAUGCAUCAUGAAUACUAAUUGUAAUGAUGACGAUGCUAGUAGAGAAAAAGAUUCUUUAUACAACUGGCGAAUACUAUCAAAAGUAAACAAACGUACGGAAAGUAAAUGCCCAAUUGGAAAUGAAGUAAAAAAGCGAAAUGAUGAUGUCUUAGAUGCCUCCAAUGCAAAUCGAUGUUCAGGCUUAGACUUUGAGAGCAACAGCGUUAAAAGAUGGUUACCAAAAUCCGCCAUGAGGCCUGUUGGCCCUGAUGCAUCGCACACCGAUUGUAUAUUGGUUGUGGGUGUCUCCCGUCCCAAAUUAGCUGUAGUCUUUCUAACCGUCAUGUUGAUUUCAUUGUUUUUAACAUUUCAUGUCUUGUACGACAGUGCUGUCUAUAAUAUACAGGCGGCUCAGGCAGUACACGAGCAUCAUCAUCAUCGUUUAGCCUUAAUGAGUUCAAACAGUAUUGCCAAUGGUGGCAGCAGUGGUGGCGGAAGUGGUAGUAGUGGUGGUGGGAGUAUGAAAAAUAUAAACACCAAUCGGGCCAAACAUUUGCCUGAGGAUUAUGGUGGUGGUGGUGGCGGUGGCAGUGCCGGUAUGACUGGCAGCAGUACGAAUAAUAAACAUGCGUCUGAUAUCUCAUCAUCCAAUCAGCAGAUCAGUCAUCCUAUGGUGUUUCCAUCAAAUCGUGUACAUUUUCCAAAAACCAGUCGACGUUUACCGCAGGCUCUUAUAAUUGGCAUACGAAAGUGUGGUACACGUGCCCUUUUGGAAAUGUUGUAUUUGCAUCCUCGCAUACAGAAGGCUGGCGGUGAAGUACAUUUUUUUGAUCGCGAUGAAAACUAUAUGAAAGGACUGGAGUGGUAUCGCAAAAAAAUGCCACAUUCAUUUCGUGGACAAAUAACGAUAGAAAAAAGUCCCAGUUAUUUUGUAUCGCCCGAGGUGCCAGAACGUGUACGAGCCAUGAAUGCCAGUAUUAAAUUGUUGCUGAUAGUAAGGGAACCGGUGACAAGAGCCAUUUCUGAUUACACUCAAUUACGGAGUCAUGCAGCAACAGCCACACUACCAUUAGCCAACGAACAGCAGCAGCCACAGCAACCAACAACAUCACCAUCAUCAUCGUCCUCCUCAUCCUCCUCCUCGUCAUCGGCAGCAAAUGCGGGUAAAGUGUCCUCACAUUCAAUGUUGUACAACAAAUUAAAUGCUGGUUACUCCUCAUCACAAGUAUAUGACAAUUCAUUAGGUGGUGGAGGUGGUCGUGGCAGUGGUAAUGGUAAUGGAAAUGUCUAUGGUUCUGGGGCAGGUGGCAUUAAAAUAAAUUUUAAAAAUCCAUACAACAACUAUCGCCACUAUGAGACAACAACGGCUAGUCCACAAACAAAUAUGGCCAGCUCAACAGCACAAAUUUUGUCCAAAUCCUUUGAGGAAUUGGCCAUAUUUCCUAAUGGCACAGUCAAUGAAUCCUAUCGUCCCUUAAGCAUAUCUAUGUACCAUUUACAUUUACAUCGUUGGCUGGAAGUCUUCCCACGUGAACAGAUCUUGAUUGUCAAUGGCGAUCGUUUAAUAGAUGAUCCAGUAUCGCAAUUGAAGAAGAUUGAAAGCUUUUUAGGCAUUGAACAUCGCAUUACCAGCAAUCAUUUCUACUUUAAUGAAACGAAAGGAUUCUACUGUCUGCGCUACGAUAGUGGUGACCGUUGUUUGCGCGAAACAAAAGGACGAAAACAUCCUCAUGUUGAUCCGGUUGUCAUCUCCAAACUGCGUAAAUUUUUCGCCGAACACAAUCAACGUUUCUACGAAUUGGUUGGAGAGGAUUUGGGUUGGCCAGAAGAGUAAAAUAAUGUGAAAAAUGUGGGUAGGAGGUUGAAGGCUUUCAAUACCAAAAACGAAUGUGUACCAUGUGUAAAGUAUGUAUGUAUAAAGUAAAUAAAAUUAAAAAAAAGUAGUUAGCAAUUGGUAAGUGUAAACAAAUGAUAAUGAAGUCAUAAACUGAAACAACAAAAGAACGUGUAUUUGUAACUAUUAAAUUAAAAAAAAAACAAAAACAAACACAUAGAACAAAUUAAAAUGGAAAACUGUAUGAAAACCCAAAUCAACAUAUGAAAACCAUUUUAAAGAAAAAAAAAAACAGUAAAUACUAAAGGAAAAAAUAAGCGCAGCAAUUAAGAAAACAAGGACUGAAAUGCAAAUAUUAAUACAAGUACACAGGUUUAUUUUAUAAAUAAUAUUUUUUCUGUUAUAUGAGGCUUUUUUAUUCUUUCUUUUUUUUUUUGUCUGUUAUACUUUAAUUUACUUAUCCUUAUUGUAUGUUAUUUUUAUGUUAAAUACCCUACACUGUGUUUUAAUACAAAAGGUUUUGGUACUAGCCGUAAAACAAUUCAAAUAAAAUAAUUUUUGAACGAGUUUAAUCCUCAUCUCAAGGUUGUGUGGAAAACCACGCAAAAUUAAUCUUUUUUAUAAAUAUUUCAACAAAUUUGUUAGACUUCUUAUUUGACUUCUUAUGCAACAUCAAUUCAGCAUUGACAACACAUUAAUUUAUUCAAAAAUAUUUUUUUUAUCGACAAAUUUAAAUAGUGACAUUGAUUACCCUGGUGUGGUUUUCCACACAUAUGUAAUUUCUAUGGUUUUUCAAAAUUAUGUUGUUCUGAGGCAUCGAAAAUAAUGUUGUAGCUUUAUUACAACGUUAAUUUAUUCAAAUUUUUUUUUGUUAUCGAAGAAUUUUAAAAAUUAAUAUCGCUUACACUGGUGUGAUUUUCCACACAUAUGUAAUUUCUGUGGAUUUUCCAAAUUUUGUUGUUCUGAGGCAUCGAAAAUAAUGUUGUAGUUUUAUUACAACAUUAAUUUAUUCUAAAUUUGUUUUGUUAUCGAAAAAUUUAAAAAAGUAACGUUGCUUAUCCUAGUGUGGUUUUCGACACAUUUGAAAUUUCUAUGAAUUUUGCAAAUUUUGUUGUUCUGAGGCACCGAAAACAAUGUUGUGGUUAUUUGUUAUCGAAAAAUUUAAAAAGUUACGUUGAUUACCCUGGUGUGGUUUUCCACACAUAAGAAAUUUCUAUGUAUAAUACAAAUUUUGUUGUCCUGAGGCAUUGAGUAUUUAAAUAUUUUUACCCGUUAUUAUACUUAAAGUAUAAUAACAGGUAAAAAGGGGAAUUUUAUAUCUGUUUUAAAUAGAUCACAUACAGUCUUCAAAUUUUAAAUAACGAUUUAUUUAAUAUCGUUUUAGUUUAAAAACAAGAAAUAUAGAAUAAAUCCUGAACUAAAGGUCCCAAUAAAGU